UGAAUAGAAGUAAUGGAAGUAGUUCAGUUUUGUGCUUUUCACAGGAAGCUAUUGAAAUAUUUAAAGAAGUCCUGAAGCAGAAAUCAGAUUUCAUAGAUGCCUAUAAAAGUCUGGGCCAGGCUUAUCGAGAACUUGGUAACUUUGAAGCCGCAGCGGAAAAUUUUCAGAAGGCAUUGAUGCUUAAUCAAAAUCAUGUCCAGACGAUACAACUGAAGGGCAAUACGUUUUAUCAUCAUGGAAGCUUGGAUGAAGCCUUGAAAAACUUUAAGAGGUGUCUUCAAAUAGAGCCAUAUAAUGAAGCAUGUCAGUACAUGAAAGGACUCAGUCAUGUUGCCAUGGGCCAAUUUUAUGAAGGAAUCAAAGCUCAGACUAAAGUUAUGCUAAAUGAUCCCUUGCCUGGUCAAGCAGCCAGUACAGAAUAUCUAAAAGUGAAAUACCUUAGGGAAUAUUCUCGCUAUCUCCAUGCUCAUCUUGAUAUUCCAGUUACGGAAUACAACAUAGAUGCAGAUCUUCCUGGAAAGUUUAAAGAUCACUGGGUCAAGAAUCUUCCUUUUUUGAUAGAAGACUAUGAAGAACAGCCAGGCCUACAACCAAAUAUAAAAGAUGUGCAGCUUCACAAAUUUGAAAACUAUAAGUCCUCAGUGCAAGAAAUGAUAUGUGUAGCUAAUCAUUUGGGUUCAUUAAUGCAAUAUGAGACUGUUGGAUUUCUUCCAAACAAGAGAAUGCAUAGAGCAAUGGGGCUAGCGGUGCUAGAAGUAAUGCAAGCUGUACAGCGAACUUGGGUAAACUCAAAGGUGCGGAUGAAUGGAAAAACCAAGCUGAUGCAAUGGAGAGAUAUGUUCGACAUUGCUGUGAAAUGGAGACGGAUAGCUGAUCCAGACCAGCCAGUGCUAUGGUUAGACCAAAUACCAGCUCAAAGCCUUAGUAGAGGUUUUAAUAAUCACAUCAAUCUUAUCAGGGGCCAGGUUAUUAACAUGAGAUACACAGACUAUUUUGACAAGAUACUUCAUUUUAUCAAAGACAGGAUCCUUGUUUAUCAUAGUGCUAAUAACCAUAAAGAACUAUUGGAAGUUCGUGAAGCAUUGGAGCAGGUACAUAAGGUAGAAGAUCUUCUUCCAAUUAUGAAGCAGCUUAAUAGUAAAACAAGAGAUGGUUUUACCAUCCACACCAAAGUCCCAAGCCUCAAAAAUCCAGGAAAGGAAUAUGAUGGAUUUACUAUUACUUUAACAGGAGACAGGAUUGGGAACCUUUUGUUUUCAGUUGAGACACAGACAACAGAAGCAAGAACACAACUUUAUCAUACAGAAAUAGAUGCUCUUUAUAAAGAUUUAACUAUGAAAGGAAAAAUACAUCUUUUGUCUGCAGAAUCUAGAGAGACAGAUGUCAUAUGCAAUCUAAUCUUGUCUGUUUUAUACUACUUCUGUAACUUAAUGCCUCUUUCCAGAGGUUCCAGUAUAGUGGGUUAUUCAAUCAUCAUGGGAGCACUGAUGGCAAGUGGACAGGAAGUGUCAGGAAAAAUUCCUAAAGGAAAGUUGGUGGACUUUGAAGCCAUGAUUGCAUCUAGUUCAGAAGCCUUCAGUAAAGUAGCAAAAGACUGGCUGAAUUUGAAAAGCAUUUCACCUUCCUACAAGAGUCUUCCACUAGUAUCAGAAUCAUUUCCGACUUUACGAACUAUGAUGGAAGUAUUAAGUGCAGAUUCAUCACAUUGCCUUAAAAGGCUUUAGUUGCUAUGUAACAUCUCAAUAAAAAACACUGACUUCC
Molecule: messenger RNA, 1761 nt
Organism: Protobothrops mucrosquamatus (brown spotted pit viper)
Lineage: Eukaryota; Metazoa; Chordata; Lepidosauria; Squamata; Viperidae
Gene: TTC13
Product: tetratricopeptide repeat domain 13
Exons: 15
Molecular function (GO): protein binding
Source: RefSeq, a predicted model, not a curated record